GCUCUAAGUAAACGGCGCCAGAGUUGGAUCUCAGCCCUGGGAGGUCACCGGGGUCCCCGCCAAUCCAAACGUGGUUAGCGCGGUCUCGAGCACGUCCAUAGGCGGACCUCGCCUUCAUCGCGUUGUGAACAGGUCCCCUUACGGAUCAUCGCCGUCGCAACGCUCUCUCUCUUUAUUAUCCUUUCUUUCCCUCGUUUCCUGGUCAGUCAGUCGAGUCAUGCGAACGGCGGUCAUCUCUUGCUCGCUGCCGACUGCCUUCAGCCUGGCUGGGUCUGUCACUGUUUGAUUUCUCACCCCAUCUCCCAGGCGGCCUUCGACGAUACGUCUCGCGCAACGCCUUAUCAGCGGCGAACAGAAUAAUAACAGCAUCAUCUACUUGUGUUUCAUUUAUAGCCAUGGCGCCGAUGGCUGUUCCCAGACCUACUCCUCGCGCUUCGAGGCCGCGAUCCAAGGCCCCGUUGAAGGGCGGCCGGCCGUCCGAUCCAGACCGCAGCGAAGGACCUCCGCUUAAGAAACGAAAGUACAUACCAGGUGGACCUGGAGGGGGAGGCAGAUAUGUCGAAAUUGAUGGCACUGAGACACAGGCAGGCCCAACCGCUACAGGAGGCCAGACCAAGUCCACUAGCCGAACACGUCCGCAUACGCGAGAUCAUAAGAGCAACUCUGUCCAACCGCCGCCAACGACGCCCCCGUCAACACGUCCAAGACGAGAAAAGAACCAAAACCGCGCGAGAUACAGUUCUGCUACGGCUGCAGCCCUCGCGCUGCAGCAGGAUGAUGGAUACAAGCCCCGAGAGGAGAGGGGUUGGGAAGAGUUCCACCCAGACCUUGACAUUGAGGCGAAAUUCGCCGUCUUCAGCUCAGACGAAGUCGAUGGCUUGACUCGGUCCUCGAGUCUUCCACAAGAUGAGUCGCACCGUGGUCCAGGUGGGAAUGCUGAGGGAGAAGGUUCGGGUGAUGCGGCCACGAAUGGGAAUGAGGUGCCACCUCCACCUAUCAUCACACCCUUGAAACGUGGUCGAGGCCGUCCUCCUCGACGUCCUGAUGCCAUGCUCAGCGGUAUAAUCACUCCUAAAGAACCGAAGGUAGUGCCUCUUCCUGGCCCGAACCCCCGCGAGAGACUCACCUUACCUAAGCCGUCCUUUCAUCUCCGAGAUCCUUUCGUUCGUUAUGAACAGAAGGGAAUCGGCCAACAGAAUUAUGUCGACCGUACCAUGGCCAGCGUCGGGUAUCAGGAGAGCGACCUCUUUCUCCGUCACGAUCGACGCCUAAUUCGCAUGACAGAAGGUGCUCAAGAGGAAGACUUGGACAUUAGCCAGCCUACAAAUACAGAAGGAGACAUAAACUCGGCAAUCGGUGGCGCUGGUGUAGGCAAGGUUGAGUAUGACAUGGACGAGCAAGAUGAAAAAUGGCUAGAGGACUACAAUGCGAAGCGGCGAGAGGACCAGCUGGAAGCCAUUAAACCGGCAGUCUUUGAGAUCACUUUGACCAAGAUCGAAAAGGAAUGGUACGCACUCGAAAAGCGCAUCCCAAAGCCAAACCCCAAGCCUCCGCAGACACAGCGACCUCGUUCGAGCUCCGCAGCGGCUGUGAAUGGGGAGACCGCCGGUCCAGGCGAAGAACAGGAUAGCAAGUGUGCAAUUUGCGACGACGGUGAUUGUGAGAACUCCAAUGCAAUCGUCUUCUGUGACGGGUGUGACCUUGCAGUCCAUCAGGAAUGCUAUGGUGUGCCAUACAUCCCUGAAGGUCAGUGGCUUUGUCGAAAGUGCCAGCUUAUUGGUCGGGGUUCACCUAACUGCAUCUUCUGCCCGAACACUGAAGGUGCUUUUAAACAGACGACAAGCUCAAAAUGGUCGCAUCUGCUGUGUGCAAUUUGGAUUCCUGAGGUUUCUAUAGGGAACAUGUCUGUGAUGGAACCAGUCACCGACGUGGAAAAGGUGCCGCGAAGCCGAUGGAAACUCACUUGUUAUAUCUGUAAGCAGAAGAUGGGUGCCUCGAUCCAAUGUAGCAACAAGAACUGUUUCGUUGCGUUUCACGUUACGUGUGCUCGGAGGGCACAGCUCUAUCUGAAAAUGAAGUCGGGCCACGGUAGUCCUGCGAUCAUGGACUCGAACCUGCUGAAAGCUUUUUGUGACAAGCAUGUGCCGCCAGAUUGGCGAAGGGAACAUAAUACUGAUGUUGCUACUGCUGAGGCAGUCGAAUAUUACAAAAACACCAUGCACGGAAGACAGUGGGGUGAUAGUCAGGCAGCUGCGUUGGCAUUGGAACCAUCUUAUUCCCACGAGAUGGAUGCUUUUUGUGAUGACGGUCACCACAUGAACACACCGCGGCUGACCCUUACCGUGGGGGGCAAUAAAAAGAAGCGGUUAGCAGCUCCCAAGACCGUCUGGAAGCUGCCGUCUGGAGCCCCUGUGAUACCACAGGUCGUGCUCAACUCUGUUGUCGCAUCUCUUCAGAGAUUCUCUGUCCGCCAGAGAAAACAGUACGCUGAAGAUGCGUGCAAAUAUUGGACACUUAAACGAGAAGCCAGACGAGGGGCAGCACUAUUAAAGAGAUUGCAACUCCAGCUUGAGACAUUCUCUUCUAUGGAGAUGACUAGAAGGAACUUCGCCGGUAUGGGGCCUAUAGGCGGCGUAAGGCUGCAGCGACGCAUCGACUUCGCCGAGAGACUCUUUGUGGACCUUGACAAGAUAAGGAUAUUGUGUGACGAGGUUAAGAAACGAGAGAGAGAAAAGUUGAAGGAUGCAGAAAUGCUUCGAAGUAUCGUAGACACUGUUUACUUUCCCAUACCUCCUAUUCUCUGGCCAAUAUUCGAAAAGGCACAAGCGCUUGACAACAAGGCCGCUUUCCGACCUGGGCUCCUUGCAGUGCGCUCAAAACUAGAAGAGCGCGCCUAUACAUCUGUCGCUGCGUUUUCUGCCGACCUGGCGAGUGUCUUCACGUCAGAGAUCGGUGUCCAACCUGCUGGGGACACCGCCGAAUUACAGAUGCAGAUCAGUGGGCGAGCCCCGGAACUCAGUCUGGAACAACGCGAAAAGCGAAAGCUGGCGAAGAGAAUCAUCAAGUCUAUCCAGCCAGCACUAGAGGAUGCGAUCAAGAAGGAGAGCGAGUUGAAUGGCCGGCCUUUCGAGAAAGAACUGAAGGAUCUCGAUUUGAUUCUGGAGAGUAGUGUUCUUUCUCGGAGGGCGUCCGUGGCAGCUGGGGCUCCUGCUGAGCAGGAAGUUCCCGGAAAACCCAUGGCCAUUAAUGGUGAAGUCGAGGAUGUGCCCGAGUCUGAGGCAGCAGCCACCAAAGUCGAGCCCGAUCUAGGCCGCGUGGAGGAUGAGCCGCGGGAUAUAGCCAUGCCUGAUGCUGAUGAGGUUACCAGCUCCGCUAAAGCCCAGGAUACACAACCGGGAACCGAAACCGCAGAAGCGGAAGCUGUAGCGCCAGGCGAAAGUAACAAUCCUCCAUUAGAGGCGGUCGACUCUAAUCAUGCAGCCGUGAAUGGUGUUAUCAAGCACGACCAUGAGAGCGUCGAGUCGCAGGCUCCCGGUGGAUCUGGAGUUCCGCAGCGAGGGCCCUUGACACCGCCCUUGAGUUUCCAGGGAGAUCAACAACUUCCUCUGGAGCAAGGUGGCAUCCAGUGGUACAUGCAGCCUUUCGACCCCGUUGGAACCACCAUCCAUGAAGAACGCUGGACGGGGAGGGAUGUCAUGCGGGGAAUGAGUGAAGAGCUGAGUGAACUUGACGAGGAUGAGCUUAAGGACCUGGUCGACAGUGAACCGGAGCUCACGGAGGCCGCGCCUAAUGGUACUGCCGAAGUGAAGGGCCAGCCUGCCGUUGCGACCGACGACACGGCUGUCAAGGUCCAUCGGACAAGGAGACGAUGGCGGGGAUUCAAGUAAAGCCCGUCUGUUAUCCCAUUGUUACAUGUAUGUAUGAUGUGUAUUAUUCAUGACAGUCUGGAAGGCGUUAUUCGGACGGACAGUUUUCAGUUUCAGGAGUUCUGGAUGCAGGCCAGCGUUAUUUGAUGAUACCUCUUGGUAGUUGACCAGCGUCCUUCUGAAUGACUUCAAAAAAUUGUAUACUCUAGUGUAUUCUUAUAUGUAUGGGGCCAGCCGCGCAAUAGUCGUGUACCUAGUAUAGGCAGUUAACUAUGCAUCGAGUAAAGUAGUAAGUACAUGAUUGACGAAAUCAAGUGGUCGUUUCUUCCAG
Messenger RNA from Paecilomyces variotii, 4197 nucleotides. RefSeq lists its product as hypothetical. Gene Ontology annotation, biological process: regulation of transcription by RNA polymerase II. The transcript has 2 exons. The record is from RefSeq and is a predicted model, not a curated record. Lineage: Eukaryota; Fungi; Ascomycota; Eurotiomycetes; Eurotiales; Thermoascaceae. The coding region runs from base 396 to 3887 and encodes 1163 amino acids.